UAUUCCCGAAACCUUUUGUCAGGGGCAAUAAUGUAAAUAGACAGAUGACCCCCGAUUCUUUGUCGACGAAGUUGAUUAUUGCUGUUGUCAUAUUCCUUUCGACCCCUGCUUUGCUGCGCUUGAGAAUCUCUCCGACUUGAGUUUUGUUGGAGAUAGAGUGAAAUAAAGAAAUUAAUUGGUUUCUAAGAGGCAUGGGAAAGGAUUCAAAGCCUAAGGAAUCUGGGAAGGGAAAGGGGAAACAGGCAGCAAGUGGAAGUGAUGAGAAUACUUCAAAGGGUAAGGGAAAAGGUGGGAAGGGUGCAGAUGGGCUAGGUACCUGCACCUAUGUCAAAGCAAGGCAUAUAUUAUGUGAGAAGCAAGGGAAGAUCAAUGAGGCAUACAAGAAGCUGCAGGAUGGCUGGCUCAGCAAUGGAGAUAAGGUGCCACCAGCAGAGUUUGCAAAGGUAGCACAAGAGUAUUCAGAAUGUCCAUCAGGAAAGAAAGGUGGUGACCUUGGCUGGUUUCCUCGAGGAAAGAUGGCUGGGCCAUUUCAGGAUGUUGCUUUUAGCACAUCUGUUGGAGCUACAAGUGCACCUUUCAAGUCAACGCAUGGGUACCACAUUAUCUUAUGUGAAGGAAGGAAAAACUGAGCCUUUAACAAGAAUGAAGCGUAUUUCAAUGGUGAAGAGAGCAUGUUACCUGUUCCUUGAUCAAGUGCUUGGAGGUUGCUUCAUUAUCUUAUGAGACUGAUUUAUAAUUUAAAUAAACAGUUUCCCGUAUGUAUAUUAGGCUUGUUUGCUAAUGCCUGGGAGAAUUGACAUCAUAUAUGAUUCUGAGUGGAUCCUAGAGACUUGGCAUAUUUUAAUGGGCAAAAAGCGAUGCAUAAUAUUUUUGUGAAA
Prosopis cineraria is the source of this 878-nucleotide messenger RNA. RefSeq lists its product as uncharacterized. The transcript has 5 exons. The coding region runs from base 192 to 629 and encodes 145 amino acids. Lineage: Eukaryota; Viridiplantae; Streptophyta; Magnoliopsida; Fabales; Fabaceae. Gene Ontology annotation, biological process: rRNA processing. The record is from RefSeq and is a predicted model, not a curated record. Gene Ontology annotation, molecular function: peptidyl-prolyl cis-trans isomerase activity; DNA binding.